UUUGUAGAUUUAUUAUCUAUGGUCUUUGCGAAAUGGGUGACGGGACUAACAACCAUUACUGGUGUAGACAGUUUUCGUAGGUGAAAGUGGUUAGGAGCAUAUAGUUUACGCCAUUUUGUAAAAUUUAAGGUGAAGAUGUCUCGAUAUCGUGAAUGGGAUUUGGCAUGCAAAGUCUACGUGGGCAAUUUGGGAUCUUCAGCCAGUAAACAUGAGAUAGAAAGUGCAUUCAGCAAAUAUGGUCCUUUGAGGAACGUGUGGGUUGCUCGAAAUCCUCCAGGCUUCGCCUUUGUUGAAUUCGAAGAUCCUCGUGACGCAGAAGAUGCAGUUCGUGGAUUAGAUGGAACGCGCUGCUGUGGUACCAGGAUUCGAGUAGAGAUGUCCAAUGGCAGGUCACGUCGUGGCGGAGGUCGUAGACCACCACCAAGGUAUUCCAGAUUGCAGGGCAGCGUUACUGCUCUCGUUCUCAACCCCAUCGUUCGAGCCCCAAACCCUUCCCGGCUACACAUCUCGUCAUACACACCACCUACAAAAAAUUGGGUGGUUAUUUCAACCACUUAUUACUGCUGCUACUACUACUACUACUACAAUUCUCUACUCAGCCACCUGUUGCUGCUACUCUGCGUCAUUUGUCAGCUUUUCUUCGGGGUUUUUUUCGAAAAAAUCAAAUUCUUCACCCACCAUGCUUCUCCGGCAUCGUCCACAUCGGUUCAACAUACCAACCCACCUAAAUCAUCAACACCACCAUCAACUACUACUACUACUACCACUCCCACAUCAACGAAAACGACGUCGAAAAUUGGUCUCUCCUUCGCCAAACUUCCGUAUUUUUCAUCUCGCGCUCUCCCAAUAAAACCCCAGUCAUGACCCCCAGGUUCAAAAUGAAGCAACUGACUGACAUGAAAAAAAAAAUCCUAUUUAAAAGUUAUUGGACUAUGGAAGUUAUGUUAGAAUUGCACUUGCUAAUCCUAGUGUUUGACCAAGAAAUUUUAUAACAUUAAAAGUUUCCAGAUUUUCUUAGGUUUAAAUAUAAAUUUAGUAUUGCUAAAAGUUUUCUGUAUCUAGAGAAAGUUUACGUGUAGUUAAUAGGCCUUCUAAAUGUUGUUUCAUUUUGUAUCCUGGUGAUCAGUGUGGCUGCGGAGAAGGUAAAUACUUUUGGUAUAAUUUACUAUGACCUAUGUUUUGGGUUUUCUGUCUCUAGGUCUACGUUCUUCGCAUUUUGUAUCGUAAGUAGUAGCAAUUUAGUUUAUUUUUUUUUGUUUGUUCUUGUUUGUUGGUGAGUCACUUUUUCAGGUUGUGGUGUAUAGUAUUCACUGGUAUCUCACUGUCCUUCAGUAGUCAUUGUAUGUUUUAGGUCACGUUCUCCACGUCGUUCUCGGUCUCCCAGGUCCAGGUCUCGCAGCAGGAGCAGGAGAAGUCGCUCCGACUCGAGAGAUCGCCGAUAAUUCAAAUCGCUCGUGUUUGUCUCUCGUAUAAUCACUUCUUAUAUUUUCGCGUGCCACUACGUAAAACCACAAAAACAAAUGAUAUCGACGGAGAAUCUUCCUUGUAAUUUUUUUAGUUAUCAUUAGUAACUUUAAUUAAGUAAAAAGUAAUCUGCAAAACAAAAGCAUAAUACGAAAACAAUUGUGUAAUUGAAUUCACUUCAUUUGUAUUGUAAUUAUUAUUUCUUUUAUAUAUGUAGGUGUAAUUUUGCAUUCUUAUUCGUAAGUUUACAAAAAAGAAAUGACGAGAAGGUGUAAUUCGUGUUGGUUGUGUUCAACGAAUUGCUAAUUAGGGACACCGUUGGCAGGGGAGCUCAGGCAUUCCCGAAUCGUUGUUUCUCUGUUCGGACGUGGAAUUUAGUUUCUGAAAUUGUGCAUGUUCAUUUACAUAGCUUUUUACGUGCGUAUUGCAAACAUUUCUGUAUUCCUUUUUGGAAAAUCAUAAGUCGUACGACUGUAUAGUAAUAAAAGAAACAAAACAAUUUUUUAAAUAUA
Molecule: messenger RNA, 1976 nt
Organism: Agrilus planipennis (emerald ash borer)
Lineage: Eukaryota; Metazoa; Arthropoda; Insecta; Coleoptera; Buprestidae
Gene: Rbp1
Product: RNA-binding protein 1
Exons: 4
Coding region: 136-864 (242 amino acids)
Biological process (GO): mRNA splicing, via spliceosome
Cellular component (GO): nuclear speck
Molecular function (GO): RNA binding
Source: RefSeq, a predicted model, not a curated record